AUGACACAACUACCGGACAGACAAACGGCUCUCACCUUUGGGGAAGAUGGAAACUUGCACGUCUCUCACGAAGCCCAGGUGGCCACACUCAAGCCGGACAUGAUUAUCGUUAAGACAGCAGUGGUAUCGGUAAAUCCUGUCGACACUAAGAUGGAAGCCGGUUUCUCAAAACCUGGCCUGAUCGGAGGAUGUGACUUUGCGGGUGUUGUUGUGGCGGUUGGGUCAGGGGUUAAACGAGAUGUCAAAGUUGGAGACCGGGUUAGCGGAGCAGUGAUGGGGUCCGACCCACUGGACCCCUCAUCUGGAGCCUUUGCAACAUAUGUCAGCGCCCCGGCCGAUAUCACUCUGACCCUUCCCGAAAGUGUUCCAUGGUCUGUCGGUGGAGCUAUGUCCACUAUCUGGUUCACUGCCGGCCAAGCUUUGUUCCAAAAUCUCUUGUCAGAGCUUGAUGUCUGGCCUAUACUCCGCCCCGCAAAAGAGCCGAAAACUGUCCUUGUUUACGGUGGAAGUACCUCCGUAGGUACAACUGCUAUUCAGCUUCUCAAACUUGCCGGUCUCCGCCCUAUUGCAACAUGCUCCCCUAAGAAUUAUGAGCUUGUCAAGAGCUAUGGAGCGGAUGAAGUCUUUGAUUACCGCUCUCCAACCUGUGCGGAGGAUAUUAAAAAAGCAACCAGGAACAACCUAAAAUAUGCACUUGACUGCAUCUCGACAAAGGGUUCAAUUGAUAUCUGCUAUGGUGCCAUUGGUCGUGCUGGCGGCCAUUAUACCUCCCUUGACCCAUUCUGGGAGUCGACAGCAAAUACUAGAAAGGCGAUCAAGGCUACUUGGAUUGUGGGUAUAUCCAUGUUGGGCAAAGACAUUGCCUGGCCACCGCCCUAUGAGAGGCCAGGAAGUGAGGAAACAAGGGCAUUUGGUGGGAAGCUGGCUCAGAUCCUCCAGAAAAUACUCAACGAGAAGAAAAUGAAGCCACAUCCGCUUAGGGUCAAGGACAGAGCAACAUGGGAUGAUGUCCUUGUAGGGCUGGACGAGGUGAAAUCAGGAAAAGUGUCAGGGGAGAAGCUUGUGUUUGUUUUCUAA
Molecule: messenger RNA, 1077 nt
Organism: Nannizzia gypsea CBS 118893
Lineage: Eukaryota; Fungi; Ascomycota; Eurotiomycetes; Onygenales; Arthrodermataceae
Product: TOXD
Exons: 1
Coding region: 1-1077 (358 amino acids)
Molecular function (GO): oxidoreductase activity, acting on NAD(P)H
Source: RefSeq, a predicted model, not a curated record